AAAACUCUUAUCUACAGGAUUUAUUUAUUUCAAGACGAUUUUAUUUAUAUUUUAAGACAAAAAUCAAACAAUAGAAGUUAUUUCUUGAAGGUUUUUGAAGGUUCUUGAAGGCAGUUUUUAAUAGAUAGAUUGUUGUUAAUGUUCAGAAACCGUUGCCAUUUUCUCUGUGACUUUGUCAGGCCGGCUUGUUAUUGGAUGACACUGUUGCUGUGUCUCAUUUUAGUCAAAAGUUGUGUCUCAAAGUCCAAACUCCAUUUCUCUUAUGCACUUUGGUUUUUGUGAGUUUGUGAAAAAUCCAUGUCAUUGGCUAGAGGGCAUUUUGAGGCUUUGGAGACAUGUUGAUGUCAUGAGAACGGUAAAGCAGGUUCCUGCGAAGUGACUGACAUUUUCUGGCAGUAAAGUCGACGUGUAUUUUAGUGUCUACAUAACGUAUAGAUGCUGUUGUUGUGAUUUUUCUUUGACUGCCUACAUUCCAAAGCACAGCUUAUGUGGUGCUGCUUGUUACUUUUGCUAUGUCAUCAGAAGGUGACACAUUCAAUCUUUGCACUUCCUGUUUUAUUCACAUCUCCAUCAAUCAUGUAGUUUUUAGCUCUAGGCUGAAACAUACGACUACUUUCAAUCCAACUCUCUAAUUCUCUAACAGCUGGUGAGGAACAAAAACUGAAAUGUAAUUCGCAAAAUUUGAAUUAAGAUUCCCUGAUUAAACAUUGGUCAUUUAUUGGUUUUGAACCGUCGUUUAGUCGUGUCAUCCGUGAAUACAGACGACUUGCUAAUAAUCGAGAAAACACGUUUAUCGUUGGGGAAACUAACACCACCAUUAAAAAGCGGACGGCGCAGAGUCGGGUUUUAUUUUGAAACGUCACUGGCACAGUUUCCGGUGUACGUCUUUCUUCACUGUAGUUAGCUUGACUCAACUGUGACCUUGCCCAGGCGAACUUUAACGAGCAAACUCGCCGCCGUUCGCUGACUUUCGGCGCCGACUUGUUGUCACUACGACACGGCUCGGUCACAUCUUCGACAUCGGUGAGUUUCCAUCGCUGUCUGACGACUUUUCGGUUCUUUUCAGGGACUUUUUCGUGGCCUCAGCAACAGCAGCAUCGACGUGACGCCUGUUGCAUCCUCCCCCCCCCUCCUUCUACUCCUGCUCCCUCCACACCUCACCCUCCUCACCUCCUCCUCUUUUCUCUUUCGACAUCAUCAUUUCGACGCGUUAACGUCCGAUUUUAAGCUAAACUCUCAGUUUUCUGCCACUUUAAAAACUUUCCCCGACGACUGCGCGUCGACUUCAACGAACUUUUUUUUCUUCUUCUUCGCCUCAGCGGUUAGCCUUAGCCGUUAGCCCCCUCACUCCAUGCGCGUGUGUGUUCCGUGUUGGUAGCCGAGGGAGGAGGAGGAGGAGGAGAAGGAAGAGGAGGUGAAGAUGCUCCUGUUCUUGUUUUUCGCACAGCUUCGUAGUCAGUAAUGAGGUUUUUACUGUGUGGACGGGGCGCAGUUGCUGCUGUUGUCGGAUUUUUUUUUUUAUCACUGAGCUCCGUCAAUGAUUGACGGACAGAAGCGGAGCAGAGAGCAGGAGCCGCAGCCAGGGCUGGAGGUGAAGCUAGAGGAGGAGCAGGAGCAGGGCUGGAGGAAUCUAGACUCCUCGAAAAGUGAGCGUCAGUGCCGGGCUGCAGCUGCUCAGACUCCGGGCUCAGCUGCAAUCAUGGAAAACUCAACGGAGGAGGCGCAAGAAGGAGGUGCCAAAGCACUAAAAAAUGAGGAGGAAGAGGCAGAGUUAUCUGAGAAGACACAAAAAAACCUCAAAGGAGCCGUCAAUGGAACGAAGGAGGCGGCAGAGAGCGGAGGAGGAAAGCUGCAAAAUGGAGACCGAGGAGGAGGGGCUGAAGGAGGCGACCUGUCCUCCAUCAACUCCAUGAUGUCCACAGUGAUGAUGGCUGCAGAGAGCAUCAACGGCGGAGGAGACGGAGAAGGAGAGAGUGCUGUCACCUCCGCCAACUCCUCUGCUGUGCCCUCGCCCAGCCCCUCGCCCAGCAAGUCCCUCCCCUCAGCCAUGAGAGCUCCACCCAGCCGCGGCGCACGGCGCAAUCAGGACACCAAAGACGACAGUACAGCAUAUAUUUGUCCGCUGUGUGAUAAGAACUGUCAGUCCCAGCACCAGCUCACUAUGCACAUCAGACAGCACAACGCAGACACUGGAGCGACGGAUCACUCCUGCAGCAUCUGUGGGAAAUGUCUGAGCUCGGCCUCAUCGCUGGACAGACACAUGCUGGUCCACAGUGGAGAGAGACCGUACAAAUGUCUCGUCUGUGGACAGACGUUCACCACCAACGGCAACAUGCACAGACAUAUGAAAAUCCAUGACAAGGAUCCAGCCACUGGGAUGCUCCCCAUUUGCCCACCCACCAUCGCCAAACGCCGCCGUCCAUCUGCCAAGAGGAGACUGGGAGAGGAUGAGAACGGCGAUGAGCCGCCCAGCAAGAAGGUGCUGGACGACCCUGCAGGAGCAUCAACAGCAGAGGAGGCCGCAGCAGCGAUGGCGGCGUCCGCCGCCUCGGCCCGUGGUUUAGAGGAGGAGCUGCUGCCCUGUCCAAUCUGCUUCAAGACCUGCGGCUCCAGACUGGAGCUGGACGCUCACAUGGACACACACCCGGACACGGCACUGAGGUGUGAUCUCUGUUGCCUCUCUUUUCGAACUCACCGUGGCUUGUUGCGUCACAACGCCGCGGUUCAUAAAGUCCUCCCCCAGGAUCCCAGCGGUCGUCCCUUCAUCCAGAACAACCCCUCCAUCCCCACUGGCUUCAAUGAUCUUGCCUUCAUCGACUUCUCUUGCAAAAAGUUUGCUCACAUUGCACAGGUUUGGUGCGAGACAAACCUCCGUCGUUGCAUUAGUAAAUUUCACCGCUUUGUCUGCGAAAGCUGCGACAAGGCGUUCCCCCUGCGCUCCGCCCUGGACCUACACAAAACCAUGUCCCACACUGACAAGUCUCCUGAAACGGUGGAAUGUAAGGAACAAGUGGAAGAAGUGAAAUCCAUGGACAUUGACACAGAGGACAAUGGUCCAGCAGAAGACACAGACGUGAAGUUUUCUGAACAGUCCGACUUCCUUAAUGCUCUCGGUCUUCAGCACGUUUCUACGGUAAAGUCCGGUCCAACAGAUGAUGAGAUCCACCAGGCCCACCUGGACAGCAUCAAGGUGAUCCACGUGGAGCCGCCACGCUCCAGUCUUCCCCAGGAGCCGGCGUCUUCCUUCCUGUCUGGUGGACUGGGCCUGACCCUGGGUCUUGGUGGGCUGGCAGCGCUGAGUAUCCCCCUGCUGGAGGCCUCUGCCCUGCAGGGUCUGACUCAGAAAGACGCCCUCAGUCUUCUGUCCAUGCAGCCCUUCCAGACGGGCUUCCUCCUGCAGCCUGACGGAGUGGCUGCCACAGCAAGCUCUGCUCCGUCCGGUGCCAAACCCGGUGAGGCAGCUGGAGCUGGAAUAAUGGAACUUCCAGCAGAUUUCCAGCAGAUCCUGAAGGUGGCCACGACAGCACCCAAUCAGAUUAGUGUGACACUUCCAUCUUUGGCCAAAGCUCCUGUAUUCGCUGGAGGUCAAGGUCAGGUCCAGGCUCAGAAAGCCAUGCCUACGUUGAAGCCCAAACCUCCCAUCACCCCUCGCACCAGCCUCACAGCAACAACACCUCCCCCUCUCCAGAGUUCCCAGCAGGCCUCACUGGGCUGCAUCAGCCCCAGCCUGCCACCUCCCACUCCCAUCCUCUUUAAAACUCCUUCCUCGUCCACUACUUUGGCAGACAGCGCAGGGCACAUGGAGCCUGGGUCCAUUGGCGACACCCAGCUGUCCGAUUCACCGCCAGCGGCCACCACAGCUGUUCAGGAGGAGACGGCUCUUGGCGGUAAAAAACCAGGAACCAAAGGAGGCAACAACGCCAACGCGGGUUCUAAAGGCUCGUUCCCGUGUCGUUUCUGCGACCAGGUGUUUGCCUACUCUGGUGUCCUGCAGGCCCACAUGCGCUUCCACCUUGGCAUCCUGCCUCACCAGUGCAACAUCUGCGACUAUGUGGCCCCAGACAAAGCUACACUGAUCCGACACUUGAGGACGCACAGCGGCGAGCGGCCGUACGUCUGCCGGGUCUGUCAUUAUCCUUUCACUGUCAAGGCCAACUGUGAGCGCCACCUCAGGAAGAAGCACGCCAAGACCUCCAGGAAGGAGAUAGAGAAGAACAUUAAGUACGUCACCUCCACCACUACUAUAAACAUCCCGUCAUCAAUCACUAACUCCACCCAGGACAUGGAGACCGGCUGCAACGGAGCGGAGACGACCUGCAAGUUCUGUGGCGAGGACCUCAAGAACUACCGGGCCCUGCAGAUCCACCUGCGUACUCACAACGGCUGCCAGAAGAAGCCGUUUGAGUGUCGGCGCUGCGGCGCCGCCUUCCUGGCCAAACGCAACUGCAUCCACCACCUGCUGAAGCAGCAUCCUGAGGUCCAGGAGAGGGAGAUUGAGGACCACAUCGCUACACUUCAGCCCCCCGCCGUCCCCAUCACCGCUGUGGCCCCUGUACGAGGCGCUCUGGUCAGUCCCAUGGUGCUGAACGGGAUCAGUCAGCCUCCGCUCCAGAUGCUCCAAGCAGUGAAGACGGAGGACCUGACCGGUGUUGUCUAUACUUCAGAGCUGGACCAGCCGCUGGACUUCUCUGCUAAAGGUCGCGCAGCAGCGAACCAGACAGUGUCUCCGGGGGUGAAAAUUGAGAGCGUCUCUCCCACGUUCGACUGCUCCGUCCUGGACCAGCCCAUCGAUCUGUCCAUUCCCAGCAAGAGGCAGCGCAGAGAGGCUAACGAAGACAAGAAAGAAAUCAAGACGGAGCAGAACGGCAGCAGUAUUUUGGAGCAGCAGCAACAAACUUUGGCGGCAUCCAAAGAUGAGAAGUCUGCAAACAGCCUCCACACUCACCCACAGCUCUGUUACCAACUCCCCCCUGGAUCAACUCCUCCUCCCGCUUCCAUCCCCAACCUCAGCAACUCUGCUCGAGCCCAGCGCCUUAAACCGCUUCUGCCCAAACCCUCGUCGUCCUCCACCUCCUCCUCCUCACCUUCCACUACACUGAAAGAGCUCCCUCCUCUGGCCUCCAUUGCUCAGAUCAUUCACUCUGUCUCUGGAGCUCCAGACCUCCUGAAGAGAGAGGCUUCUUCAAUGGACUGCAAACCUCAGGCGCUCGUUUCUUCCUCUCAGUCUGACUCGGCCACAGACGCUCCAGGACUCGUUUCUGGUCUGGAUACACAGAAUGAAGACGUGUCUGAGGGGUCAUCCAGGAAACGGUCGAGAAAGAAACAUGCUUCUAUCACAGGGAGAGAGAAAACUCUUGUCAACAGCAGCAGCAACAACAUAGACCUGGAAUCCAGUGGCGAGUUCGCCAGUGUGGAGAAAAUGCUCGCCACCACCGACGCCAACAAGUUCAGCACCUACCUCCAGACUGGAGCCGCAGACCUCGGAGGAAAGAGAGACGAUAAAAUGGUAGGAGGUGAGGACAAAGACGGAGGAGCCAAGGACGACGUAAAGACGGCAGCUACGUCUCAGGCCAAAGGGAAGAAGAACGCGUACUCCAACUCUGUCCAGAAGAUGACCUGCCCCUUCUGCCCCAGAGUCUUCCCCUGGGCCAGCUCCCUGCAGAGACACAUGCUAACACACACUGGCCAGAAACCAUUCCCAUGUCCAAAAUGCGAUGCAUUCUUUUCCACCAAGUCCAACUGUGAGCGCCACCUGCUGAGGAAACACGGUGUCACGCACAGGAUUCUGAGGCGCAAUGGCGCCUUGGUGAAAAAAGAAGGAGAAGAAGGUUCACACGAGAGCGCAGAGAGUCAGUCAGAGACGGAGCAGGCCUCACCAGAGGCACAUGACCUCACCAGCAGCGCCCCCUCCACUAGUCCCACACCUUUGUCCCAGAGCCCUGGUCCUGUGUCCGAGGACCCUGACCCUAAACCAAAGAGUCCCUCACCUCUCCAAGAGACCAGGUUGAUGACACCACAGAGCCCCACCCCUAAAGAAAACCAAGCCCUGAGUCCAGAUCCAACAGUUAUGAAACAACCAGAGACAGAGGUCCCUGAGCAGCAGGGGGCGACAGAGAACAACAGCGAUGACACCAGCAACAAAACUAGCAAAAGCAAUAACAACAUCAGCAACAGCGAAAGCAAAGAUAACACUGACAGCAAUAACUGUAGCAACGGCAGCAAGGUGGAGGGUGAUGACGACGACUGCCACAGCAACAAAAGUCUGGACCUGAACUUUGGGAAGAAAAUGAUCGAUUUUAAACUUUCAACACCAACGACAUCUGUUCAGGAAGAACCGAGCCCAAUGCUCUCCUCCUCGUCCCCCUCCUCCGCCUCCUGCUCCUCCACACACGCUCCUCAAGUAUUGACAGAGAGUCCAGAGAAAGAGCAGGAGCACCAGAGUGAAGCCACCUCCUCCUCUACCUCGCCCUCUGCUGGCAGCGCCGUGUCAAAGCAGCAGCCUGAAUACAAACACGUGUGUCGAGUUUGUAAAAAGAGUUUCCGCUACGCCACCACACUCGCUCGCCACGAGAGGGCGCACCUCUGUGAGGAGACGCCGGCUUCUGCACCACCUGAGGAGACCUCCGCUGUGGCAGAGGAGGUCACAGAAAGCAUUGACACCAAAGCAACAGAGGAGGAGCAGAAGGAGGAUGAGCAUAAGGCGGAGGAGCAGCAGAAAGAGGAGGAGCAGACUGAGCUGGAGGCAGACGUGGAGAUGGAAGUGGACAGUGGAGACGUAAGGGGAGGUGAGAGUGAGGCAGCAGAGAGUGAAGAGUCAGAGGAGGAGCAGGAGGAAAAGAGGAGCGACGAGGAGGAGGCGUCAGAACCAAAGAGUCUGGAGGGAGGAGCGUCAACAGGAGGACGGACCGACAAGAGGAAGAAGCUCUGUGACAUCUGCAACAAACGGUUUUGGUCCCUGCAGGAUCUGACCAGACACAUGAGGUCACACACAGGCGAGCGUCCAUACCAGUGCCAGACAUGUGAGCGUACGUUCACACUGAAGCACAGCCUCGUCCGCCACCAGAGGGUGCACCGAAAAACAAGAGGAGCGCACAACAGCAAUAACAACAACGACGACGCCGUCAGUGAAGACGGAGACACGGCGACGCCCACCUCCACCUGCCCGCCCUCAGAGAAUGAGAGCGACUGUGGCAGCAACGCAGGAGCCACGGCCAAGGAGCUGGAGGACGAAGACGCCAAGGAGGAGGUCGGCGACAGACUGCAGGAAAAACUAGAGACGGGGUCAGAUGGAAUAUCCGAACAUUGUGGGACGGAGCCACCCUCCAUAGACAAAACCCAAGCUACUGACACAAAGACGACAACUACUAACGACAAUUCCAAAGACCCGUCGUCCUCCAGCUCUCCUCCAGAGGACACCACCACAGUCCCUCCUGCAGAUGGUUUAAUCGAGGAGCUGAUGGACAUCCACGCCAAGCCACCUCUAGAGCAAAUCCUUCCAAACGGAGAGCAUCCUCUGGUGGGCGUGGACUGACGACCACCAUCAUAACCACAGUGCCAAACGGUGGAUGAUGACGAAGAUGAGAAAACCAGCCCGGAGAGAGAAUCUAACAUUUUUCACAGAAAGACGAAAACCUCGUUUUCUUGAAGUGCCUUACUACUUAGUCUGACUUCGAAAUUUUUUUGCUAUAUCUUUAUCUACAUUAUUACGGAGGAUGGAUCUAAUUUUUAUAGCUUUUUAUGAUGACAAUGAUUUGCAUUAUCAUAUUUGUGAGGGGGAAAUCUAUAUUUCAGCAAUAAAAGAAUAGAACUACAAUUUGUUAUUAUGCUAGAUUCUGUUCCAGAAUUUAUGAUCAACGUAGGAGGCGCAAAGAGACUAAAAGUUAGCAUCAGCGGCUGCGUCUAAUGAUAUGGAUCUUAUGAACCUGUUGGACUGAGGGACGACAGACUGUUCACACAAGUGGCAUCAGUCACUCCUCCUGGUCAGAUGGCCAUCUUACUGGGGAGCAGGGUCACCAGCAGGUGGCAGUGUCAGUAGCCAUCAACUACUAUGUGGCAGAGCAAGGUUUUUGUAACUGGAAAACACACAGAAAGGCUUUGAUUUCAACCUCUGUACCGAUUCACAAAAACACUGAUAAACUUUAGAGAAGUCGCCUUAAAUUCUGCGUGACGGUGCCGAUCGUCGAUCAAAGGGAUCGAUUUUUUUUUCUUUUUUUUUUGUUCAAUAACAAUCACACUAUUGAUCCUUUCAGUCUGUGAAUCGGUGUUUGUUAAUAAUUUCUCCUUCACAUUCGCAGUUGAUUCCAUGUGUGUGCAUAAAUGAAACAUGAGGUUUUUUUUCCUGUUUGUGCGAUUAUCCGUAUAUUUGGUGACGGGAGGAAGGUUAUGUACUUUUGUGGAUUUUUUGUUUAAGAUUACUGAACAAAUCAAAUUUUUGGUUGCGUAUGUGUGUGAAGUGUGAAACUCCCACUUUCCCCUCUUUGUCAUCCCCUUGUUCACGUAGGGUUUAUUGCAGGGCCUCUUUUGUGCUUACGUUAACUUCCGCUAACACUUGACGCAGGUUCAGUUUACCUCAAUCUCUGCUUUUUAACUGCAACCUUUGAAAGAAGAAUCGAGUGGCGCCACCUGCAGGCAGACCAAUAUUUCCUGUCAUCUCCUUCGUCAGGCUAGCAGGCUUGGCUAGUUCAAAGUUCGCCAUGCCUUUGUAAAUAACUAUAUAAUAAAGGGGGCUUAGAUUAAGAUAACUACAGCUAGUUUGGGGGAAAAUGGAUGUCAAAUAUGGCGUUUAGUUUGUGCAAGGAACAGAACUCACCACUGUUUAUAAAAGGGCUGACUGCGACUGAACCUAAGGCAAGCGCUACCUACGAACUGCAACAAAGCACCAACAAUAUUUUCGUUUCGUAGCGCUGUCAGUGGUGCGAAAGUUAAAAUGUUCCUACUUGUGUGUGUCAUUUGUGCGACAUUCAGGUUGACUCUGGUGUGAAAGCACAGUAGCAACAGGCUGGCUGUCGUUAGCUAAAGUUAGCAAAGGCUUGGCUUUCUAAGGUUUUCUAAGUUGACAUUGCUCUGCUGUGUUAGUUGACUAUUGCUAGCGCCAAAUCUUGAAAGGGAAAAGACAAACAGGCCAUGUAGUGAAAUCUUGUCAUAAACGUUAGCUAACUAUUUUUUAGUGUUAUCGCAGUUUCUCCUAAUCAGCCCCUGUAGCACACUUUCUUUAGCCUGUCUUCUGAUAAUGCUAAGUAUGAACUUCUUUUCUGUACCUUCAACAAUAGCUGAUUUUUUUUUUAAUUAAAAAGAUCAGACACAUUAAAUGUCAACGUUGAUAUUUUUGACUUUUGAGACAAUCAAACUUUUUUUUUUUUUAAUAAAAAAUGUAGUUUAUGGUUCAAAUCCAAACCCUAGUGUUUUACUACAAUCGCUAGUUUAACAUGGAUAAGAGCACGGGAGGAUGGAUGGAUGGUUGGAUGAUGGAUGGAUGAAUGGAUCAGUAAAUUUUCUGUUCCUGUGAACCUGCCUCACUCACAAACAGAAGGGCUAACGUAGGUUAACCACCAAGCUAAUGCUAACUCUCCUCGCGUCUACAUUAAGACGUAACUGUUGAACACAUCUAAUCUUUUUCUUGUAGAAAUAACAAACCGAAAACCUCAGUGUCGGUACAGCAACAACCAUUGCCUUGUACUGACUUGUGAACAUCACUAGCUUAAAUACUUAGAUGAAAUCUGCUAUUGCUACAGUUAAAUAUUGAGACGAGAGAGAAGAUUGUUUUCUUCAGUUUUUGUCCUCAGUUGUUUAUAAUUUGUCAUUUUAGUGAAUUACGUCCCCAGCUGUAUAAAUGUCUGUGCAAUUUCAGAAUUUCUUUACUGACUUCUCUGUAACCUAAUCAUCUCAGGACGACAACUUUCCUAUCAACUGGUGCCUUUGCCCUGUCAGCUAAUUACCAUCAAGCUAGUUAGCAGGAAGCAUCCAUUUUGUGAUGUGGCAUUUUCAUAUUUCUGAGUAUCUAUUUUAAAACACAAAUAUUAGAAUUUUAACACCAAAAACUUUGUUCACCAGCGACGGUUAGUAAGAGCUGAUAGAUUCCAACACUGUCACAACUCUGUCUGAUGCAUAUUUUAACCGAUUCUGUGGCUACUGCUAUUUAAAACGGCUGGAUUUACUCCUUGCAUGGGGCUAAUGCUAAGCUAACUGUAAUAAUAUGAAUUCAUUAGAUCUGACAACAAUUAAGGAAAAUCAACGUAACAACUCUUAACCAAAGGUAGAAAAUUGAACUACUACUAUUUUUAACUUUGUGAAAAAGCUCUUUGUCUCUAGCAGCUGUUGUAUGUCUGGUUUUUCUCUUUCUCUCCAGCGCCCCCCCACUGUCCUUCGGGAGUUAGCGCUUGUGUUUGUGUGACUGUGUGUGUUUUUUUUUGUUUUUUUUUUGUGAACAUAUGAAUACUGGACUUCCAUUAGAAUGCACGUGGACUGUUUUUAAAUGUAUUUAUUUGGAGCCCAGGCGUGUGCACGUAUGUGUGUGUGUGUGUGUAAGUUUAGUCUCUACAGUGACUUGAGAAAAAAGCCAUUUAUUAAUAAAAACUAUCACGUCGAUGCUGCAGAAACGAUGGUUUUCAAUGCGUCGUCGCAACUUUAGGGCAACAGCGCAGAGUCGCAGUUAGCAAUAACGUAAAAUCCCUCUGAAUCCAAAACAAAAGCUUUAUGAUGUAGAGGUUCCUGGAACUAAGUCUGGGUCUGUUGUUGAUUUUUAGUUUGGAUGAUCAUUUUCUGUUGUGUUAAUUUUAAUUUUUUUUUUCUCUUUGACAUAUAAAUAAAUAUAUAAAACUGUGAAAAUGUUUGUGUUCAAUUAAAGGGUGUCUUUUAGGUUAGUAUUUUUUUGUUUUUUUGUUUUGCAUGUUAAUCUAAUUUGUUCAGUUAAAUGAUUUGUCUUUCUUCCAUCUCUUUUUGUUAUACAUAAACCAACAUGGACUUAAUAUAUACACAUAUAUUGACAUAUAUGUAUAUUUCUUGCUCUCAGGGUCAGUGACGAAAUCCAUUUUCAGUUAAAAAGAAACGUCAUGUUUUUUCCUGAGUUGCAAAUGUCCUACAAAUCCUGAUGAUUUUUUUUUCUUUAAAUCAAAAUUCAGAAAUCUCGAUCACUACAUUCAGCACUUGACUGUGAACGCAUCAUCAUCAUCAUCAUCCAAAACACAGACGUGUCGUCAUGUUUUUGUUGAUAAGAAAACCUGGUGACGUGUGUGUGUAUUUCCCUCUCUCAACAUUUCUGGUUCUUUUUUAUUUUCUCGGGUGAUUUCUGAAGAUUGAAACUUUUGUGGUCACAGGUUAAAGCCAGAGCGUAUAUUUAAAGACAAACGGGGAGAGAGAGAGAAAUGUCUUGUUCUGUUUUUUGGUUUCCAAAAAGACACAGCAGUGUUCGACAAAGUCAAGACAUGUAAAUGUGUUCUGUAUCAACUCACUAAGACACGGCAAUAAAGAUUAUAUUCAGAAAAGUGUGUAAAUCCAGCACAAUCAGUGUCUCUUUUAUUAAGAAAUAUUGUGACACUUUUUGUUUUGUAAAAUUUUAUUAUUAAUAAUAAUAACUUUAUUUGUUUUGCACAUUUCAUACAAUCAAUUUGAAGUGUCUUUGUGAGAAAAAUAGUGCAGUUUUGUACAGUUUGUCGUUUUCUACCGGCGUUACAAACAUCCAGCCGCUCUGAAGGACACGGUAAGUGAAAUGGAAACAUCGCUUUCCACCAGUUUCUGUUGUUGUUUGCGCAAUCUAACCAGAACUAAUCAGGUGUGCCUAACUGUCAGCUGUUGCUCAGUUUGCAGGAAGUCAAACCGAAGCUCGACCGUUGGACGUGUGGUGGAUUUCCCUCGAUUGAAAUGUCGCCGAUGAUAACAUCGACUAAGAGCUUGUGACGAACAAGAAGUGGACGUUCAGGAUUGCCACGAGUCAAUAACUUCAUCAUGCGAUGCCAAAUGUGCCUGCCGGGUGGACUGAGCUGUCGAGAAUUCGUCAAACCUACGACAGCAUGGAGCG
Molecule: messenger RNA, 12013 nt
Organism: Cynoglossus semilaevis (tongue sole)
Lineage: Eukaryota; Metazoa; Chordata; Actinopteri; Pleuronectiformes; Cynoglossidae
Gene: rreb1a
Product: ras responsive element binding protein 1a
Exons: 19
Coding region: 1538-7531 (1997 amino acids)
Biological process (GO): regulation of transcription by RNA polymerase II
Cellular component (GO): nucleus
Molecular function (GO): DNA-binding transcription activator activity, RNA polymerase II-specific; RNA polymerase II cis-regulatory region sequence-specific DNA binding
Source: RefSeq, a predicted model, not a curated record